AAUCAGACCGCAGUAUGCUGAAGGAGCUGUUUCUGCGAAGGAAGUUUUUCUUGUUCAUCUUCGUGGUAGGAAUCGGAGGGAGUUUCCAAUUCGGGUUCAACGUAUCUGCCAUAAAUGCACCUUCAGAGUAUAUUAAGAACUUCAUCAAUGAAACUUGGAUCCAUCGAUAUGAAACUCCACUGCAGGAAUAUUCAAUGAUGCUCCUAUGGUCCUUCAUUGUAUCUGUGUACCCAGUUGGAGGUCUGGUCGGAGCACAAUUUGCUGCACUUUUAACUGUGAAGUAUGGAAGGAAGAAAUCCAUGCUGUUCAGUAACAUUGUGGCAAUCAUAUCUGCACUAAUAAUGGGAUUCAGCAAGAUGGCAAGGUCAUUUGAGAUGAUUGUGGUGGGAAGAUUCCUGUACGGAAUUAGCAUAGGCAUUGGAUUGGUUGCUCAUGGCUUGUACCUUGGAGAAACAGCACCAAAGGAAAUACGAGGAGUUGUGUGUCUGACCCGUGCUGUAUUUAAUGCCCUUGGGAAAUGCAUGGGCUUGGUAAUUGGACUCAGGGAAAUUCUAGGUGAUGAAGACAAGUGGCAUUUAUUGCUGGCCUUCAGUGGGCUGCCUGCCCUUAUUCAACUCAUCACCCUGCCCUGGUUUCCAGAGAGCCCCAGGUAUCUACUCAUGGAGAAAGGAAACAGAGCUCUCUGCAUAGAUGCUCUACAAAGACUUUGGAGUCCGGGUGAUUUCACAGAGGAGGUUGAUGAAAUGAUAGCAGAACAGGCUCAAGCACAAGGAACUACCAAAAGCAAUCUUUUGCAGCUCUUCUGUGACAAAACAGUACGGUGUCAGCUCUUAACCGGUGUGAUUGUCAGUGCAGGCAUGCAGCUCAGUGGUGUCAAUAUUAUCUAUUUUUACGCUAAUGAUGUUUAUCGGCAGUUGGGAUUUACCAAGGACAAGAUUCUGUACGUGGGGAUAGGUACAAGCGGAAUUGAAAUAUUGACUUCACUGAUUUGUGGAUUCGUUAUUGAACGAGCUGGUAGGAAGGUUCUGCUCUGGAAAGGAUACUCCUUCAUGGCACUGUGGAUAUUACUACUGAUUAUUACACUCUCUCUAAAGGAGUAUUUCACCUGGAUUACAUACUGUAGCCUGGUCUUCAUCUUUGCUUACAUCUUCACCUUUGGGAUAGGUCCAGGUACCGUCAGUGGAGUCUUGCCUUUGGAAAUUUUCACUCAGUCUAACCGGAGUAUUGCUUUGGUGGCAGCAAACAGCCUGCAGUGGCUGUCUCUCUUCGUCCUGGGAUUGGUGUUUCCUUUUGUUGUUGAUGUGUUGGGUCCAUUCUCCUUCUUCCUGUUUUUUGGAAGCUGCACGUUUACCUCACUCUUCAUGUUUUACAUCCUCCCCGAAACAAAAGGAAAGACUCUUCUUCAAAUCAAUGAGGAGUUCAAAAAACUGCACGAGGUGAAAGGAGUAAUAUGCCUCAGUCUCUGUAAGAAACCCGCCCCAAACCAGACGGUGGUUCUAUCGACAAUACUGUGACCAAAUGGGAGGCGAUGUCUGAACAAAAAUCACCCUGGGCUGCUUCUACAGUUGUCCCACACUCAGGUGACGCAGAGGCCAACCCUCACAUUUAGUUUGUUUCCUAUCAGGGCUAAACUCGGUUGA
Pristis pectinata (smalltooth sawfish) is the source of this 1640-nucleotide messenger RNA. Its product is annotated as solute carrier family 2, facilitated glucose transporter member 11-like. The record is from RefSeq and is a predicted model, not a curated record. Gene Ontology annotation, biological process: monosaccharide transmembrane transport. Gene Ontology annotation, molecular function: hexose transmembrane transporter activity. Bases 15 to 1514 code for a protein of 499 amino acids. The transcript is spliced from 12 exons. Lineage: Eukaryota; Metazoa; Chordata; Chondrichthyes; Rhinopristiformes; Pristidae. Gene Ontology annotation, cellular component: membrane.